GCGCUGCGGCCGGGCGACUGCGAAGUUUGCAUUUCUUAUCUGGGAAGAUUUUAUCAGGAUCUCAAAGACAGAGAUGUCACAUUCUCACCAACCACUAUUGAGAAAGAACUUAUAAAGUUCUGCCGUGAAGCAAGAGGCAAAGAGAAUCGCUUGUGCUACUAUAUCGGUGCCACAGAUGAUGCUGCCACGAAAAUCAUCAAUGAGGUGUCAAAGCCUCUGGCCCACCACAUCCCUGUGGAGAAGAUUUGUGAGAAACUGAAGAAGAAAGACAGCCAGAUCUGUGAGCUAAAGUACGACAAGCAGAUCGACCUGAGCACAGUGGACCUGAAGAAGCUCAGAGUGAAAGAGCUGAAGAAGAUCUUAGACGACUGGGGAGAGACAUGCAAAGGCUGUGCAGAGAAGUCUGAUUACAUCAGGAAGAUAAACGAACUGAUGCCUAAAUAUGCCCCCAAAGCAGCCAGUGCUCGGACUGAUUUAUAGUUUACCCAAUCCAAUUCCUGCUGCCGCAGAGGGGAAGAAGUUUGGCUGUCUCUUGACAAAACAGCCUUUUUGUAAUUUAUUUUUUAAGCGGGCUCCUGACAAUAUCAGAUAUGAAGCCUAGAGCUUUCUUGAUGCGGGCUCUAUGGUGCCCACAUAGUGGGAUUCAUUUCCUUCUGUUGCUGGUUUACUCUCGGACUUCAAAGUAUGUUUGGAAUUUUUUUAUUAAAAGAAAAAAAUCUGCCCUUGGAGAGUUAAAGUGAAUGCUGACAUAGGAUUUUAAGCCCAUGAUGAAGAUCCCCACCAUUUUAUGAUUUCCAGUUUGCAAAGGGUUUUGGGGUAUAUUCUCAUUUGCUGUUCAGCCCAUCAGUGCUGACAAGACCAGGGCAGGCCACUGGUUGAGGCCAGCUGAUGUGUGUCCCUUUUUCAGGACUGGGAUGCAUUGGUCACCUCAGCCCAGGGAAAAGGUGAAGUUUGGCACCCUGCACCACCCCACUCCCUUUUUCAGUAGGAGGGGCUGGAGGCUGCCCUGUUCUUGAAGUACACAGGAGGGCCUUACAUCUGUCCUCAAUAUAAGUAGGACCAAGGGUACAUGGAGUGUUUUUCCACAAUGACUUCAAU
Molecule: messenger RNA, 1098 nt
Organism: Fukomys damarensis (Damara mole-rat)
Lineage: Eukaryota; Metazoa; Chordata; Mammalia; Rodentia; Bathyergidae
Gene: Manf
Product: mesencephalic astrocyte derived neurotrophic factor
Exons: 4
Biological process (GO): dopaminergic neuron differentiation; neuron projection development
Cellular component (GO): endoplasmic reticulum
Source: RefSeq, a predicted model, not a curated record